GCCAGACGUCUCCCACCGUCGGCAGGAGCACCCGGGGGUCUGAAGGCAUGUGGUCCGCCGCAGAUGAAGCGCUGCGCGCCGCGGAGACGCCGCUCCUGUGGCUCGGCGCUGUGACGGCGGCCUGGCUGUCCGUGUGCUCGGUGUGCCGCCUCCUGUCCGGCAUCAGGGUGUGGGGCCUGGGCAACGGACGCCUCGUGUCACCCACCAAACUGGGACAAUGGGCAGUUGUGACGGGGGCCACGGACGGGAUUGGGAAAGCCUACGCUGAGGAGCUCGCCCGCCGAGGCUUCUCCAUCGUACUGAUCAGCCGCUCUCAGGAGAAGCUGGAUGACGUUUCCAAGGCCAUCUCGAGCAAAUGCGGAGUGGAGACCAGAACGAUCGCGGCCGACUUCAGCGCUUCAGACAUCUACUCCAGGAUCGAGGCUGGGCUCGUGGGAUUGGAGAUCGGCGUCCUGGUGAACAAUGUUGGAAUAUCCUAUUCUUACCCCGAGUUCUUCCUCAACGUCCCGAGCCUUGACACGUUCAUCGACACCAUGGUCAACAUCAACGUAACGUCCGUGUGCCAGAUGACGCGUCUGGUUUUACCUCGAAUGGUGGAGAGGAAGAAGGGGGCCAUCCUGAACAUCUCGUCUGCCAGCGGGAUGUACCCCGUUCCUCUGCUCACCGUCUACUCCGCCUCCAAGGCAUUCGUGGACUUCUUUUCGCGAGGCCUGCAAGCGGAGUACAAAAGCAAAGGCAUCAUCAUCAGGUGAAUUUUCGACUCGUAUGAACUUCCCUC
This is a messenger RNA of Pungitius pungitius (ninespine stickleback), 778 nucleotides long. RefSeq names its product very-long-chain 3-oxoacyl-CoA reductase-B. NCBI's taxonomy places the organism in Eukaryota, Metazoa, Chordata, Actinopteri, Perciformes, Gasterosteidae. The coding region runs from base 48 to 752 and encodes 234 amino acids. Gene Ontology annotation, molecular function: oxidoreductase activity. The transcript has 9 exons. The record is from RefSeq and is a predicted model, not a curated record. Gene Ontology annotation, cellular component: endoplasmic reticulum.